AAAUCCAACUUUUCUGUACAUUUCCACGUCACCUGGACGCCAAACAUAAAUUUGGCAUCCUAUGCAAAUAUAUGCUGACGUAAAAGAUCAUGUGGUUUUUGUCGUCGAUCCCCCCUAUGAGCAACGAGGAGGCUUUUUUUUUUUCUCCUCUCUACUGUUGUCUUUAGGUUAGCUAUGCUACAAUCUUUACUGUACCCAGCGCUAGCUAUAUGCGCUCCGCACCGCACCACUCUGGAUAUCUGGGAAUAAUCAACUUCCAGCCCGUCGCUCCCCGCAACUACGCCUCACUCACAGACACCUGAGAAGAAUACUCCGAGUGCUGCUGGUUCCAGAAAAGUUCAAUACAGAAGAUAGAAGAAGCGAGGAGGAAGAGAAGGACGGAGGAGGAGGUGGAAGCUCAAAAUAAAGCCCCGCCCACCCCGGUGAAGCCCCUCCCCUUUGAGGAAGUGCUGAAACGUGUAGAGGACCUCUUUUAACCAGCUGAGCAGCAGUGCCCAGGAACGGAUCAGAGAGCGCAGAAAUCCAAAGGAAACAUGCUUGACCGCCGCUGCUGUCUGUGAUGCCCUCCCAUGACGCCCAGGCUGGGAGCUGACACUGCCGGUGAGCGGGAGACGCCACUGAACAGCCGGUCCUGGGCCCGCGCCAUCAGCUGGGUUUUGCCCUCGCUCCUGCACGCUGGAGACUACUCCUCCACCCACCAACCAGUAUCCACAAUCUUCAGCUAUAUUCCGUCUCAGUAAGAAUCAGCAGCACCAGCACAGCGUUUACCACCAGCAACAGCAGCAGCCAUCAUGUCCGGUCGUAGAAAGUCCUCCACCCCUUGCAUGGUCCGGGUAAUGAGCGACCUGCCCGAUGAGCAAGAAGAUCCAGAGGAUGUGAUGGAUGUGGAAAAAAUGACUGACAACGUUGUGUUAGAGAAUGAACUGUCAGAACCUUCGGAAGGCAACAGGAAGAAAGAUUUGCUGCAGGAAAAUGCAGAAAACACAGACAAGAGGACAUUUCUAAAGCAGGUGGAAACACAAAACCUUGAGCCAUUAGUACAAGAGGAGGAGUCUGAUAAAGGAGAUCAAAGUCAUGUGAUGGAAAAUGUAGAGAUCAGUGGAUUGAAAGACAAAGAAACUGAAUCUGAACAGGUGUCAGAGAAAAAGCAGCCUAGAGGCUACAAAUGCAAAUACUGUCCAUUUCUGACGCAGAAUCUGAGUGACUUUAAGGAGCAUGUAGACUCCAGGCACCCUAACGUCAUUCUGAAUCCACUGUAUCUCUGUGCCGUGUGCAACUUCAACACAAAGAAGUUUGAUUCACUUACAGAGCAUAAUGAAAGCCAGCACCCAGGUGAGACAAGCUUCAAGUUUAAACGGAUACAAAGGAACAAUCAAACUAUCUUAGAGCAGACAAUCGAAGGCAAAGACAAUUCAGCUGAAUGCAAAAUGACGAACGAACAUGGGGAAGGCAACGGCAGCUCCUUGUUUUCACAUUGCAUAUCUACCACAGUGAAAACGCCCAGUAACGUACAGUCACUCUUUGGAGGAGCAGAGCUUCAAAGCCAACUGGACGGCUUGAUCCAGAAGGAUCAGAUCACAGCGUUGAACAUCAACGGAACAGUUAUCAUACCUGAACCCGCCAUGCUUCAAGGGCUCUCUCAUGUCACCCCAAUGCUUCAGCGCCCACCCAACUUUAACUCGGUACCAAAAAUAGCAGUUCCCUUGAACACCACCAAAUACAACCCUUCUUUAGACGACAAUUUGACAUUAAUCUCUUCCUUUAACAAGUUUCCUUACCCAACUCAUGCUGAGCUGUCGUGGCUCACGGCCGCCUCCAAGCAUCCGGAGGAGCAGAUCAAAGUCUGGUUCACCACCCAGAGGCUGAAGCAAGGGAUCACCUGGUCUCCAGAAGAGGUGGAGGAAGCCAGAAAGAAAAUGUUCAAUGGUUCAAUUCCUCCCUCCCAUCACACAUUUACCAGCCCUAUGUCUCAUCCCGCUGCCAAAGCCUCCAAGCAGCCUGUCGUCCACACAACCGUCGAGCACCCAGGUCAGGUGCGGACUAUUGUUUCCAGUGAAUUAAGCAUCGUCUCCACCACAAGUUCUUCUUCAGGGGCAACAAUAGGUUCCAGCCACAACCUUAAACGAUCCCUUCCUACACACUUAGCUUCAGCACUUGGUCCUGAGGCGAAGCGACCCAUCAUGGCGGUCGCCCCCCAUUCUGGUGACCCUAAAGACAAACUUCUUAUGGCUCCUCCACCACCACCUCCACCCCAAAAAGACCGCCUACCAAUGGCUCCACCACCAGUUCCUAUGGAAAUUAAAAGAACUGGAGCAGCUUCAAUGGUCAGUGCAGAAAUGAAAAGGCCAUCUUUCCCAGUGCCUUCAAUGCCGCCACCAUCUUCCUCAUCAGCACUACUAUCUUCCUCUAAAGGGAAGAUCCUCUCUGCAACUGGAAACUCCAAGACCAAGCCGGUUGUCUCUUUGCCCUCCAUGGUGUUUCCGGAGUCCUUAACAAGGCCGAUGAUAGCUCCUCCUCCUAUAUAUGCCCCACCAUUCAAAAACUCUUUGCUCAUCCCUCGUGGUAGAAAUGUUAGUCCCAAAGAAAAACAUGCUAAUACUCACCCUUUGCCUGAUUUGAACCUGCCAAACUCUCCUCCGCUGAUAAACUCUCACAUAAGACGGCCACCCAUCAUCCAGUCUGUCCGCAGUCCAGUUAAAGUCCCUUCACAAAUUCAGGGGUUCUCUCUGGAGGGCAAAAAGCUAAAGGAGCACCAGAGUUUGGAAAUAAAUGCCGGCUACCCCAGAGGAAAUAAGAUUGUCAGUCCUCUGACUGAGGCUAAUGGGACAUCUCGUUCAGAUGGUAAAUUGUUCCAGGACCAGACGUUCCCUGCUCAUAAUAACGGAAUCAUACAUUUGGAUGGUGGCGAUGCACCAGCACUACAAAAAACAGAUUUUCAUCAAAAGUCUUCAGUGAUGACCCAGUUCCCUUUGCUGGAGAGGAUGAAAGGAAAAACAGCAAAACAACUGAAAGUCUUGGAGGAGAAUUUCUUGCGGAACAGCUUCCCCACACACAGCGACGUGGACAAUCUUGCAUCCACGACCCGCCUGUCUCAUCAGGAAAUUGACAGCUGGUUUGUGGAGCGCCGUGCACUACGCGACAACCUGGAACAAGCUCUCCUGAACUCCAUGGGCACCAAGAAGUUGGGCAUUCCUGGUAUAGGAGAGAAACAGCUACAUCCACAGCAGCAACAGCAUCAAACCCUACAGCUGAAUGGGGUCCACAAAACAAACACUAAUGUGGUCAACCUUAAGAGUCCUCCUUUUCCCUCGCAUGCCCUCUCCAUUCCCUCCUCCAUCCCUAACUUAAAUACCUGCUCAGUGCCUCCAGACAGCCGAUCACUGGCGCUCCUCAAGGACGAUUUUGCGCAAACACGGUGGCCUUCCCCUGAGGAGCUGCACCAGCUGGAGGGUCGGAAAGGACUCGCUCGCUGGUUCACCGACACCCGGCUACAGAGUAUGGAGUUGACAGAACUGUUUCACAACAAUGGAAUAAACGGAGGGCAUGGGCAGCCUGCGUGUUCCCCGGAGAGAACAGCAUCCAGCAUCAUCCAACGUUGUCAGGAAGGAGCUGUGACGAACAACAACAACAAAGUGCUCGAGUUGGAGCUGGGUUGGCUGUUGGACCAGCGAUCCAAUAGUCUGAACAAUCAACAGCAUGCUGAGCUCCACGACCAGCUGGCUGGCAGACUGAGGCAGCAGAGUAUGGUCGAAAUGAAGAACGGCUCCCAGAACGGGGGAGUCAUGGGAGGAGCGCGGGAGAUGUUCGGGAGCUGGCUGGAGGACGGGCCUCUGAGGAUGGGACGGGAGCUGCUGCUGGACAGAGAGAGGAAGAUGGCGGAGGAGACGUCCGGGCGGCUCACAGGUUAA
This is a messenger RNA of Cyprinodon variegatus (sheepshead minnow), 3908 nucleotides long. Its product is annotated as zinc fingers and homeoboxes protein 2-like. Lineage: Eukaryota; Metazoa; Chordata; Actinopteri; Cyprinodontiformes; Cyprinodontidae. The record is from RefSeq and is a predicted model, not a curated record. The transcript has 6 exons. Gene Ontology annotation, molecular function: DNA-binding transcription factor activity, RNA polymerase II-specific; DNA binding. Gene Ontology annotation, biological process: regulation of transcription by RNA polymerase II. Gene Ontology annotation, cellular component: nucleus. Bases 792 to 3908 code for a protein of 1038 amino acids.